This is a messenger RNA of Pogonomyrmex barbatus (red harvester ant), 1564 nucleotides long. Its product is annotated as mitochondrial ribonuclease P protein 1 homolog. Lineage: Eukaryota; Metazoa; Arthropoda; Insecta; Hymenoptera; Formicidae. Gene Ontology annotation, molecular function: tRNA binding. Gene Ontology annotation, biological process: mitochondrial tRNA 5'-end processing; positive regulation of mitochondrial translation. The record is from RefSeq and is a predicted model, not a curated record. Gene Ontology annotation, cellular component: mitochondrion; nucleoplasm; nucleus.
GUUAGAAACUUAUUUGAACGAUUUUUGACAACUCAACAGUGAUUAUUAUUGCGAAGAAUUUUACUUGCAAAAUGUAUACUACGAGAAGACACUUAUUCGUCUUAGCAAAGACUUGUAAAAGAAUUUUGAUGCAGUCGAGCCACGAGAAUGUUUUAUUGCGUGAAAUCGAUCGUUACUGGAAUAAUGCGACACGCGUGCAAACAUAUUGCCAAAUCGCGAUCAACGCGAAAAGCAAUCAAACGAAUGUCAGUGUGAUAAAUGACGUACAACAAAUGCUCGAUGAAUUUCUUUCCAAUUCUGAGAAUGAAAAACUCUUACAAAUGUUAGAAUCAGAGUUGAAUGUCAUGCGACACAAUGCUGAGAGAAUUCCUGAGAAUCUUCGUCCGAUAGAUUGGUUAACGCUAUUAAAGUUAACAAGCUGGAAACAAAAAAGGUAUAAAUAAAUAUACCAUUUUUUUAUUUUAUACAAAAAAUUCUUUAAAAUUUUUAAAAAUUUGAAGAGAAUUCAAUGGUUAGCUACGAAAGCAGAAGCAGCAAUUGAAGAAAAUAAAAAUAUAGAAGAAGAAAUAAAAUAUGGAUUGACAAACAAUUCAUUAUUUCUGCGUAUAUACAAGAGAGUUAUGAAUCAAUAUCUUAACAAUAAAUUAAUUCAGGCUAUAAUGUUUGAACCAAAAAUCAUCUUUGAUUGCAGCUAUGAAAAUUAUAUGACCUAUUUUGAAAUCCAUAAUUGUGCCAAACAGCUAUCCUUGGCAUUCGCUAGGAAUCGCGCCCAUGUCGAUCCUAUGUGUCUUUACUUUUGCAAUUUGAACAGAGAUGGAAUGCUCAUACAGCAUUUUUAUAGCAAUAUGCCCAACCUACUAGAUGAUGAUUUCCCAGCAAUUGUAACAUCACAAUCUUAUUUAGAUUUAUUUCCAAGAGAUCAAUUAUUAUAUCUUACUCCGCAUUGUAAAACAGAUUUGAUAGAAUAUGAUUCUGAUGUAAUAUAUAUUAUAGGUGCUAUCGUAGACAAGAGCAACAAAGAACCCUUAUCUUUGGCGAAAGCCGAAAAAGAAGGUAUUCGUGUAGCCAAGUUACCUAUAGAAAAAUAUUUUGAGUGGGGUUCUUGUUCAAGGAAAAGUUUCACGCUUGAUCAGAUGAUGAAGAUAAUAUUAGAUUUAAGAUAUACAGGAAACUGGAAGAAAGCAUUACAGCAUAUUCCAAUUCGAAAAUUAAAACGGACAAAAAGUGUUUAUUAGGCUUCCCGCCCAUUCAGCACUACAAAUGCUUCGAAGUGUUUGAUGGACCAAUCAAACCAAUUACCAAUUGAUUUGAAAAUCAAUCAAACAACGUUUCGCAGCAUUUGUAACAUCAAGUGUGAACAUCAUUAAUAAAAAAACUUUGAUAUCUUAAUAAAGAUAGAGUUUUAAAUCACUUAUCACUGAUUUAAGAUUUUACAUUUUUCAAUGAAAAAAGAUGGUUCACUGUAUAUAAUAUAUUAUUCUACGUAUAAAAAUUUUGUAUGUGUAUUUUAAUUUAUACAUAAAUUAUAUGACAAUGAAAAAUGAGCAAAUGACCAUUCAUUUCA